UUGUGCAAGAACUUCAACUGGAGACUCUUACUUGCUCAUGUUGACUUCCGGCUGGUUCUCCUUCAGGUUGAGGGUGUGUUGCUUUUGGCUCUGGUGGUGCUGAGCUGCUGGUGUCGCUGGUCCAGGAGCCUCAACUUGCUCUUAAAGUCCCGCAGUGUCAGCAAAAGCGAAACGUCAAAUCCUCCAGGUAUCCUUUAUUGCUCUAUGGGCGUGUUGGAGGAGAGGCUUUCUGGGGGAGUUUCUCGGCGCGCCAACGCAGUCGCAGCCUUGUUCUGGAGAGGUCCAGACGCUCCGAUCCACUCUCUCCCUGAAGGAGCGCCCCCUGCUGGCCGACAGGACAACAACAGCCUGGAUCCACCCAGAAAGAAGAAUGCAGCCGGGGAUCAAGGGAAAAACAAAGGGGGGAGGAAGAAGAAGAGGGAGUACGUACCCCAGAGACGGUCUGGAGGCUACGCUGUUCUGCUCACACUUUACAGAGUGUCUCAGAUCCCAGGCAGCAAAGGCUACAUGUUUAAGAUGGAGCUCCAAGCAGAAGCUCAGCAGCUCUGCGAUAAGUCCUUCUCUGUGCCAGAUCUGGGCAGUAAGUACACGGCCUGGUCUUCAGUGAGCACUCUGAUCCAGAAGAACCUGGUGAUGAAGACUCACAACCCUGCAAGGUAUUCUCUGACAGAAGAGGGUCUGGCUUUAGGGGAGUGCCUUGAGUCUUUAGAGGGAACUAAAGGUCCAGAAGGAGACAGAGAGGAGGCCAGGAGUGAAGGAAACGAGCAGGAGGAGGGAGAAGAAGGUGGCCCGGGGAUUGUGGACCUCACUGUUAGUGAUGAUGACGAAGAGGAGAAGGAAGAGGAGAGAAUACAACCUACAGAGAGGCCGACCUCCUCUGCUUCCCAGCCGAGGGUUCUCGUUCCUGGGAUGUUCUUUUCAGGGAAACCCCGAAAUGUACCGAGCAGAAAGCCAAAGUCCUGGAGUCUCCUUCCCGGCUCCUACGAGAUCAUCCUCUGUGUGGACUUCAUUGAGACAACGGGCGGAAGCAAAAACUGCAAGAAGGAUCUGGUCAAAGAGCUGCAGAGGAACGGAGUGACGUUCGAUGUGAGGAAGCUCAACGUGGGAGAUUUCCUGUGGGUCGCUCGGGAAAAGGUCGCGCCUAUUCCAGGUCAGUUGCGGACCCCCGUUGGCCGUGAGCUCGUCCUGGAUUACAUCAUCGAGAGGAAGAGGAUGGACGACCUGUGCGGCAGCAUCAUCGACGGGCGCUUCAGGGAACAGAAGGUGAAGAAAAUACAUCUUCGUCAACUUGAGUCUUCUCCAUCAAAUUAUUAGUCGUGUACUCCGUUAACCAGAGCCCUGCAUACUGACUUGAAAUGGCUUGUUUUGCCCGACAAAUGGUCAAUAAUCCCAAAGAUAUUUUCAGUUUAUUAUGAUAUGAAAUGUAGAAAUGCAAGAAGAUUAUCAUAUUUAAGAUUAGACAAACCUUUAUUAAUCCCCAUAGGGUUAUUCUAUCGGUAAAGCAGCAACAGGUAUACGAGUGAAACACGGAAUAUAUCAAAUAACAAU
This is a messenger RNA of Gymnodraco acuticeps, 1548 nucleotides long. RefSeq names its product crossover junction endonuclease MUS81-like. The transcript is spliced from 11 exons. NCBI's taxonomy places the organism in Eukaryota, Metazoa, Chordata, Actinopteri, Perciformes, Bathydraconidae. Gene Ontology annotation, cellular component: nucleus; Holliday junction resolvase complex. The record is from RefSeq and is a predicted model, not a curated record. Gene Ontology annotation, molecular function: DNA binding; crossover junction DNA endonuclease activity; 3'-flap endonuclease activity. The coding region runs from base 205 to 1314 and encodes 369 amino acids. Gene Ontology annotation, biological process: DNA catabolic process; mitotic intra-S DNA damage checkpoint signaling; resolution of meiotic recombination intermediates.